CCGUGUAGCAGUCCUGCCGUCAAGUGACCGCCCCCCUUGCAUCGACCACCUGUCCCGGGCAUUCCGGGACCAAAGAACAUGACGCAACCACCCUCCCUCGCCGAUUUGCUGAACAGUCCGGCGUUCACUUCUCACCGCUGAAGAGUGCCCGUUAUCACUCCAGCAGAAACCGAGAAGUAGCGUAAUCAACAACCCGAAGCCCCAAACCUCAAAGAUUCUUCUGGCCGGACAUGUUCGAGAUCAUGUCGCGAAGACGGCCCAGCGCGCCGACACCUCCGGACGCGGCCCCGCGCUUUCCCCUCUACCUCUUGCCUACCCUCCGCAUCCCCUUCCGGCGCCGUGACGUCUCCGAUCCCGUCGUCUCGCCACCGCCAUUGGCAUCCGAACCAACCACUCCGCCGAGCUCGGUCCCUCUCACCCGCACGCAGCCCGACACGCUCCGCUGCGCCAACUGUGCGACCGACCUCGCCUACCAUGCGCAGAUAGUCAGCAAGGGCUUCAUGGGCCGGCACGGCCGCGCCUACCUGGCCACCGACCUGAUCAACAUCCGUGUCGGCCGUCCCGAAGACAGACACCUCGUCACUGGCCCCCACGUCGUGGCCGACAUCAGCUGCGUCGGGUGCGGCGCCGUGGUCGGGUGGAAAUAUGUCGACGCGAGGGUCCCCGGGCAGAAGUACAAAGUGGGAAAGUUUAUCCUGGAGACGGGCAAGGUGGUUGGGUUUGCGAGUUGGGAGGUUGUUCCUUCGUCAGGGAGAGACGGGGUGAAAUCGUGGCAUGCUGGAGAGGACGAGGAGGGCGAUGACGAGAGCUUGGUGGUUUUUGACUCGGAGGAUGAGGACGAGUGCGAGGACAUCUUCGCUGGAGUUUGGGACGCAAAGGUCGUGGCCAGGCGGCGGAGGAGCAAG
Molecule: messenger RNA, 905 nt
Organism: Canariomyces notabilis
Lineage: Eukaryota; Fungi; Ascomycota; Sordariomycetes; Sordariales; Chaetomiaceae
Product: yippee-domain-containing protein
Exons: 3
Source: RefSeq, a predicted model, not a curated record